Molecule: messenger RNA, 1030 nt
Organism: Prosopis cineraria
Lineage: Eukaryota; Viridiplantae; Streptophyta; Magnoliopsida; Fabales; Fabaceae
Exons: 2
Coding region: 339-647 (102 amino acids)
Source: RefSeq, a predicted model, not a curated record
AUUAGAGUCUUUUAUGGGAUUCAACAGUGAUUUUCUCUAAAAUCUAUUCUCAAAUGCUCCGUUUUUCGGAAAUUUUUCUGCUGGUGCCUUUGCUUACAAAUUGCUAGUUCUUCGGCUAAUUCACCCGCUCAAACCCAAGGGUCUUCUUAUUCGUAUUUGUAAAUCGUGGCUCGCCAAUACAAAUCGCAGGUCGAAACCUUUUUCUCCUUGUACGAGUGGGAUUUUGGGUUCGGUUUGCGCCCAGAUUAGUGAGCUGGCAAAGCUUUAACUCCGUUCCAAUUUCCAGUUCGAAGUUUCUAAUUGAAAGUGAAGGAUAAGGUAGACCUGUGGCCCUUGAAAUGAUAACCCGAUCUAAACUUGUUGAGCAGCUCAGAGAUUACCAGAUCCGAUCCCAGCAUAAGUACUCCGCUCUCACAAUCUUCUCUCCCAAACCCCAUGUCAAUACUCGGGUUGAUGUUGCUGUGGCAGUUAUUUUCGCCUUAUCAUUCUGCAUCCUUUCAGUGUUAGCCUGCAUUACCCUUUACUUCAGGCGCUUUUGGAUUUUCUUGGUUGUGGUAUGCCUCAGUAUAUCACUUUUUAUACGCCUAAAAGUCUCUAGGCAAGCAUUAGCAAGAAAGAGAGAAAGAAGACUGCCAUUGUCCAUAUAAACAUUUACAGCGAUGAUGAUAUCUAGCAUAGCAUACCCUGGUAGGCCAACAAGGACUUAUUUGAUGGCUUUUGCUUUAUUUGGUCUUUCAUGGAUGUUUCAGCAGACAGUAAUAGUUAGAACAAAAAUUGACAUUUUGCCUGCUGCUUUUAAAGAGAAGAUAUCCAGUUUCAGAAUCUGUAUACCCUAGUUAAGUGAAUUCAUCUUUCACUUUUUUGAAAUGCACAGAUCAUACUGUCAAGUGCAGUCAACAGCCAUUAGGUUUCUGUCCUUUUUUCCCCUUUUUUGCGAUCAGCUUGUAAUUUGUCUCAAGGAAUUCAGGCCAAGAUUUUCUGUAAUUUUGAGAUAUCUCAUAUAUUUGAGCAUGGAUAGUUUAGAGCUGUA